GACUUAUUUAUCGAUGACCAGUCGAAUGCAGCGACAAAGGGGGACGACGAACAUUUAAGAAUGAAGCGAUAUAACUUGAAGGAACCACCAAAUUUAUCGCAUGUCUGCAAAGGCAAUAUCGAAGAUUACGCAUGACGGGGUCCGCAGUGAACAAUUCAUCAACGAACGGCGCUUCGUCCACAAUUGCGCGUCUGUAUUCGCGCUUCUCGGAGGAACGUUGAAACGUUGACCGACAGCCCCUCAAACGGCCAACAUCAAUUGUGAUUCUGCGCGAGCAGAUCCAUAGAUUCCUCAUGGAGCGCCCCGCUGGACCUCCUUUGGGAGCUGCAACUCAGUCUUCCGGAUGGGCCACGGAUGGCCCGGCCAGCACUCGUCAGCCGCCUCUAAAUAGCGAUACCAUGAUGUGGAAAAUGCCCACCCUACAGCGAAUGCCAUCGGAUGGCUCGAUGUUCACCUCAAACCCGAUAUCUACUGCUCAAGUCGUUGCGCUGGCAAGGGAAGCGAUGCAAAAUGCGUUGGAGGAGAACCAGACAAAGUCUGGGGGAACGGCUGGGAUAACGAACGAGCUGAAGCCUGGCAUCACGAUUGAUAUGAGCCACAAAAAUAUCCAACGGUUCCCAGAAGAAGUUGUGGACAUAAUUAAGUCGGAGCUAGAAAGACUUGCGCUUUCACAUAAUAAGAUUUCCACAUUCCCCUUACGAUUUGCGGAGUGUACGUCCUUACGAUACCUUAAUGUUCGAAAUAAUGAUAUCCGAGAAUUUCCUCUAUCUAUUUGUGAACUAUCUUCUCUGGAAAUUCUGGAUAUAAGCCGCAACAAACUCCGCAUCCUUCCACCCGAACUUGCGAAACUCACAGCACUUAAGGUACUGUCGGUGCAGAAAAACCGUAUCGAGGACCUGCCGUUAUGUUUGGCAGACAUGAACUCUCUCCAAUGCUUGAAACUGGAUGGAAAUCCUAUAAGAUACCCGCCGAAGGAAGUACUGCAGGCCCAAGCCAGUAGCCCGCCCAAUGGUAUUGCUUUAAAAGAAAGCGAGAUAAACGAUGUUACUGUGACAUCGCAGAUCAAGAGAUUUUUCAAGCAGAAGCUCAUUACGGAUCGAUCAGAGACGGAAUCGGGAGGCGAAGAGUCCAGUGAAGGCGCCGAAACUCCACGGCCGUUGAAGCGAGUUACGAGUGGUCGAUUCCCUAUCAAAGUUAACGGCAGCGAUGUGCCGGAUUCACGAUCUCCGGCAUUGCAGCGGCCACCUCCAAUACCUUCGCGGUCUCAUUAUCGAGGAUUGUCACAGCAGAAUGCUGCGUUGAGAAGACCUGGUAUCAUGCCAUUGACUAUUGGCAAUAGUAACGAACGAGUUCGAAGCAACAGUGAGAGUCUAUUGCAGCGCGAUCGUGCUGAGCGUGCAGACAGGUCGCGGCGAAUGGGAGUUGUUUCCAAGAAAGCAAGCGACCUCACAACUGUCGAGGAGUUGAAAACAAAUCGGUAUAGCCAUCUGCGAGGCCUAAGUCAUGGGUCGGCAAUUCAAAGCGGCAAUGGCAGUAACGGCACAAAUGGCAACACGAGAAGCCCAGCAAGCCCCGCUGACAGCACAAACGGACGGAGUACAUACGUCAGGAGGUUAUCAAGCCUCCCUGAAAGGAAGCGAAAAUCGAAUUCUCCAGAUCCGGUUAUUGAGGGUGCGAAAGGGAUAUUGUUUGCUCUUGACCAGGUCCAUCCUUUAAUACAAAGUUUAAUGGGACUCACCAGGGAUGGUUCCAACAAAAGGACAAGUCUUGAAAGGGUCUUCUUCAAUGCAACAACACAUGUUGAAGAGCUCGAUCACGACAUCCAAGAAUACGAUACCUACUCUGAAGAAGACGAGGAAGUCAGUCCUCGUUCAAAUGCGAAUGUUCGCAGGGCGUGUAUUACAUGCGUCUCAGCCUACAUCCACGUCUGCACAUUAUUAUCACGAAACGUCGAAUCAUUACUCAAUAACGGGGACCCACGAUAUAUUCGUAUGCUUCUUCUCCAUAUAUACGGGAGUUUGGUGGAAGUUCGAAAUGCGGGGACAAGUUUAAUUGGGCCAAAGCAGAAAGCGUCUGAGCAGCUGCCACCUUUAUUAGAAGAUACUAAUAUCAACACGAUCAGACCGUCGGUCCGCGAUAAGACACCGACACGGGAGCGGCCCAACCCAGCGUCGAGGAUGAGGAGCGCCACGACAAUCCAGCAGACGAACAACCUGCGUGUCCUGACGGAUUCCAGGAACGCCUAUACGAACGGAUCUGGCCGGUCUGCAACCAUGACAUCUGCAACCCCCCGAUCGGGAGAAUCGUUCACCUCCGUCUCCUCUGCUGGGAGGAUGAACGGCGACUUCACCGAAGAAGACCGGCUAUUCGAGAGGAUAUUCCUGGGCCUACAGCAGUCAUCUGAAAUGGCCAUCAGGACAUUACCCACCGUCAACGCUCAUUUCGUACAAUCCAACAAGAACAGCAUGCAGCAAGGGACCUACGACCAACUAAAGCACUACUGGCAAGCCCUCAGCAUCAAAUGCUCCUUCGCCCUCGAGACCGCCGAGACACUCAAAGCGCGCCUCUCCCUGAUCAAACUGAAAGAGCCCGGGAUCCGCACCCAAGGCGCCUUCUGGGAACUCUGCAACACCUUCAUGAGCUCGUACUACAACCUCGUCGUCAAAGUCAAGGAGGUGAAAUCCGUCACCUCCCUCAUCUCAACAGACGUCAUCGCACUCCUCCGUCCCUUACAAAAAGUCAUCCGCGAAACGAGUCAGCUCAUCCAAGCUUCGCCCUGGUCAUUCCUCACUGGCCCCAGCUCGGGGCCAGGGCAACAUCACGCAAACCACACGAACCAUCCUUCAACAAGUACCUCCAUCUCCUAUGUCCUCCACUCCCCACAGGUCGCCAUGCCCAUGACACCCGCGAGUGCUGCUCUCGGACCAGCUGUACAAGCUACCGUGCCCAGCGCGCCGCAGAGCGCAGGGUACGGAGCGGACAUGUUCCAAGGGAACGUGUUUGAGCGCGCCGACACCCUGCUCAGUAUGGGCGGAAGCAGCGCCUUCUCCUCUCGCGCCGGGACGAUGACGUCGUGGGGCGGGAGUGGAGAUGGGCAGACUCCUGGGGGGCCCGGGGGGACGUUUAGUCCUACGAAUGGGAUGAUUAGGUAUGGAGGGAGUAAGGUUGUGUUUUAACCUUUUUACCACCUUGCUGAGACUGGGCCGCGGGGACGAGAGGG
Molecule: messenger RNA, 3220 nt
Organism: Pseudogymnoascus verrucosus
Lineage: Eukaryota; Fungi; Ascomycota; Leotiomycetes; Thelebolales; Thelebolaceae
Gene: SOG2
Product: RAM signaling network component
Exons: 3
Coding region: 294-3176 (960 amino acids)
Molecular function (GO): protein binding
Source: RefSeq, a predicted model, not a curated record